This is a messenger RNA of Dentiscutata heterogama, 253 nucleotides long. The record is from the annotation of a GenBank genome assembly. Lineage: Eukaryota; Fungi; Glomeromycota; Glomeromycetes; Diversisporales; Gigasporaceae.
UACUUGAAGAUAUACAUCAACAGGAUAUUGUUGAUGAAGAAUCAUUACCUGAUAAUUUCUUCGAAGAUUCUAAUAAUUCAAAUGAUAAUUUCAAAGAUCAACUAUUUGAAUCAAAUGAACCUGGGUCUAUAGUAUCGAAUAAACCUAAACUUCUAAUGUCAAAUGAAUCUGAACUAUCAGUGUUAAAUGAACCUGAAUCUUUGAUAUCGAAUGAACCUGAGCCUUCAAUAUUGGAUCAUUCCGAAUCUUCAUU